Molecule: messenger RNA, 279 nt
Organism: Carcharodon carcharias (great white shark)
Lineage: Eukaryota; Metazoa; Chordata; Chondrichthyes; Lamniformes; Lamnidae
Exons: 2
Coding region: 1-279 (92 amino acids)
Source: RefSeq, a predicted model, not a curated record
AUGAAACAAGCGGAGAUACCUCGAAAAGCCAUUGGGCUGGAGGAGAUUACAGAGAUCCCUGUUAUGACAGGUGCAUUCAUGGAUUCAGCCAUCGAUGAAUGCAACAACGAUUUCUCACUCUUCAAUUCAUCCACCAACGUGAAUGAUGCAGCCUCAGCUCCAAACCAGCCCGAGGAGCCAGCUCGGAACUCCAACGAUGCCAUCUGGUUAUGGAUUGCGAUAAUAGCAACCAUCGGGAACAUUGUGGUGGUCGGUGUUGUGUACGCCUUCACAUUUUAG